UUUUAUCGACGCCUGCAUCCACACGGACACAUAUUCACAGCACACAGCACUUCAAAACACGGAAGUGAAUCGCCGCUCUCUUGUUGUUUAUGUUUUCGUCCUCUCAGCGGCUAGAAAAGUGACUUUUGUGAGACAUUAUGGCUGUGAGUUCCGUUCACCUGGAGUCAGACGCCUUCCUGGUGUGUAUGAACCACGCGUUGAGCACAGAAAAAGAAGAAGUGAUGGGUUUGUGCAUCGGAGAGGUGGAAGUCACCCGGAUCGUCCACAUCCACUCCGUCAUCAUCCUCCGCCGCUCGGACAAGAGGAAGGACCGGGUGGAGAUCUCCCCGGAGCAGCUGUCUGCAGCCUCCACGGAGGCGGAGCGGCUGGCCGACAUGACCGGCAAGCCGAUGCGGGUGGUGGGCUGGUACCACUCCCACCCGCACAUCACCGUGUGGCCCUCCCACGUCGACGUGAGGACCCAGGCCAUGUACCAGAUGCUGGACCAGUGCUUCGUGGGUCUCAUCUUCUCCUGCUUCAUAGAGGACAAGAACACCAAGACGGGCCGGGUGCUGUACACCUGCUUCCAGUCCGCGCAGGCGCAGAAGGGCUCCGAGUACGAGCGGGUGGAGAUCCCCAUCCACGUCGUGCCCCGCGAAGCCAUCGGUAAAGUGUGCCUGGAGUCGGCCGUGGAGCUGCCGCGGAUCCUUUGCCAGGAGGAGCAGGACACCUACCGCAAGAUCCACAGCCUGGCGCACCUGGACCCCGUCACCAAGAUCCACAACGGCUCGGUGUUCACCAAGAACCUGUGCAGCCAGAUGUCUGCGGUGAGCGGGCCGCUGCUGCAGUGGCUGGAGGACCGACUGGAGCAGAACAAGCAGAGCAUCGUGGAGCUGCAGCAGGAGAAGGAGAGGCUGCUGCUGGAGCUGCAAGCUCUGUGAGCCGCUCUUAUGUCCCUACUGGUUUCCAAACUCACUGGUUGCCGUACUCGUGUGUGCAGCUGGGCAGUGAAUUUUACUGUGGGGGCCAGUGUUUAAUCAGAGGGGCACAUUAGCACAUUAAAAAUGGCAAAGAUGAUAUUUAAGCGUUCAAAAUCUUUAUUUUAGCUUAUUUUAACAUCUCAUUUAAGUAUAUUUGGAAGAUACAAAUACAUUGAUUUAAAUAAUGAGACUCACCAACAAUAACAGUUUUUUUUGUAUGACAAUGACAUUUCUCAUUUUUGUAUUGUUUUUGUUUGUCACUUUUUCUAUUUUGAAAGUGCAGUACAGUCGGAAUGAUCUUUAUAUAUAUAUACACACACACAAUAUUUCAUUGAACAAUUAAACUAUUAUACAAUGUACACAUUCUGGGUUCCUUUUGUGUACAAUGAGAUAUUGUUUGAACAAAAAAAAGGUUAGAAUUGUUCCAUUGUUCAUCGUUAUAAAUUGAUCAUUUUAUUAUUAAUUUGACGCAGGGGCCAAAGGCUUCUUCACAGGGGCAGUGGCCCCUGCAGGCCCCUGUGUAGAACCGCCACUGCAGCUGUGUUCUGCCUCAGUGCCGCAGAUCAUAUUUACAGUGGCGGUUCUAGACCAAUCUUACUGCAGGGGCCAAGGAGAGGCGAAUGUUUAAUCAGAUAACAUAAAAAAAACGGCAAUGGUGAUUGUUAAGCAUUCAAAACUUUUAUUUUAGCUUAUUCAAAUCUCAUUUAAGUAUAUUUGGAAGAUACAGAUACAUUGAUUGAAACAAUGACACUAACAAACAAUAACAUUUAUUUUUGUGCGACAAUGACAUUUCUCAUUUUUGUGCACAAUUACUUUUGUUAUUUUGAAAAUGCCGUACUGUGAGAAUGAUCUUUUUUAUAUAUACAAGCUAUUAUUGCACAAUUCAACUUUUAUAAUGUACACAUUCUGGGUUCCUUUUGUAUACAAUGAGAUAUUGUUUGAACAAAAAAUAGGCAAUUGUUCCGUGGUUCAUCGUUAUAAAUGUAUUAUUAUCAUCAUCAUAUUAUUUAUUUGACACAGGGGCCACAGCGGGGGCCAAGGGCUUCUUCAAAGGGGCAGUGGCCCCUGUAGGCCCCUGUGUAGAACCGUCACUGCAUAUUUACAUCACAUAUUUAAUAACGUCACCCUGACCCACCCUAUUGAUAAUAACCAAAAUCAUUAUCAAGAAAACCAUGGAAAAUGUCUAGAUAUCAGCUCUUAAAUUAACCUCUUAUCAGCUAUCUUUGUUGUCAUCAUUAUAUUUGUCUAAACAAAUGUACCUUUAGUUGUACCAGGCAUUAAAAUGAACAAGAAAGCAUGGAGAAAACAAGGGUGGGCUAAUCAUUUUUUCCAUGACUGUUUAUUAAAUAUGUGAUGAAACAGCUGCACACACCAGUAAAGGCACCAGUUAGUUCGGAAACCAGUAAGGACACAACACCGGGAGGACAUACACAGCGGGGAGGAGGACAGAAUAUAUAGAGACCACUAUCAGUUCUGUUGCUCCUGUUGGACAAAGGAAAAAGUCUUCUGUUUUGCUUGUCUUAAGCUUUUUACCCCCCUUUCUCUCACCUUCUGGACGGGGCUGGGUAUCGAACUUGUGUACUUUCUAUGCCAAAUGAAAGGUAUCCAUAAUAUGGAAAACUGUCUAAUGACAAAAGUUGGCAUUAAAGUUCUGGUCAGAAUUGUAGUCCUGAUGACUUGUUCUCAAUUGAAAAUGUCCUUAAAAUAAUUUUAUUGAA
This is a messenger RNA of Centropristis striata (black sea bass), 2677 nucleotides long. RefSeq names its product BRCA1/BRCA2-containing complex, subunit 3 (gene brcc3). NCBI's taxonomy places the organism in Eukaryota, Metazoa, Chordata, Actinopteri, Perciformes, Serranidae. The transcript has a single exon. Bases 138 to 920 code for a protein of 260 amino acids. The record is from RefSeq and is a predicted model, not a curated record. Gene Ontology annotation, biological process: double-strand break repair. Gene Ontology annotation, cellular component: BRCA1-A complex; BRISC complex. Gene Ontology annotation, molecular function: metallopeptidase activity; cysteine-type deubiquitinase activity; polyubiquitin modification-dependent protein binding.